UGUGGUUGGGCUCGCGUUGUGGAUUGGCAUCCGUUUAUUGUGUAGCUUCCAUUCUUAAACCACGCGCGCACCAGCAACCACAAGCACCAACUUGUUCCAUCCGUUUCACUUCCCCUUCAUCUCAACGCUAUCUCUCAAUGAUUUCAGUGCCAGGCCGUGAGGUCCUGCAGGCAAUGAAGCGAGUCGAUAUUCAGAAGUUGUGCAAAGAAUACGGUGUAAGAGCCAACCUCAAGACAGAAGCUUUGAUAGACCUUCUGCUUGAUACAUCCCAACCCCAACCUUCCCGAAGCACUCUGCCGCAGCCGCCUCAACGAUCUACAUCUGUCAGAAUAAUAAGUCAACCCGGUGCUAGACCUCGUGGUCGCUCUAAUGGAUCUGUAAUCAUCCAUGAUACAGACGAAGAAGAAGGUGAAGAAGCUAUCGGAGAAAUAGAAGUGAAACAGCAGCCGAAAGAACACAAACCUCCGCCGGCCCCUGUUGGCCCCACCCCGAGAACCCGCAAAGCCAAAGAUACUCAAUAUCGUCUUGGUGUUGGUCGACCAAUCAUUGCUGGAGGUAGCGGCGCCCGUGCUGUAACUAAAUCUGUCAGUGGCUCACGAGGGAGCAAGAAGACGAAGAACAUGAAAAAUGUCAAGCCUUCAGAAGACCCCAUCGCUGAAGAGCUAGAGCUAAUCCCCGCCGCAACAUCAUCAGAACAAACAGAACUGAGCGAUUCUUUGCCAGUGCCCCAAUCACACUCCAUACCGCUAGAAACGCAUCCCGCAAGCAUAACAGAGCCUUCCUACUCACAGAUAGUUGAGAACGCUGUGGCUGCAGCUCUUGCUCCAGUACAAAAGGAACUGGAGGAUCAGAAAGCUCAGUUAUCUGACUUAAGAGACAAAGUCUCGGACAUUAUAGAGACAUUCGAAACACGAAUUUUGGGCCUCGUGGCGGAAAUUGAAGGCCUGCGUGCACGAGCAUCUGGACAUUGUGCUGCUGAAAUUCAAAAGCCCAAAGAGACUCCCCAUCGGAUACCAAAUCCUCCAUCAACCCCUAAACGCGUACGCAGUCCAGUCGAUCCUCUUAGUGAUGCUUUGCCAGAGUCAUCGGCAACGUCUAGCGAUUCUUCGAAUCCAAAUGGCUUAAUCAGUCAUCAAGAGCGAGAGACAGAUAACCCGAAUCAGGGGGUGUCGCUUCUUCCUGGCUUUCGCACCACUCUUGGGAAACGCCUUCGAGAUUCUACUGCCAGUAAUACUACUGCGUUUUUUGAGCUUGGACAGGAGGAACAGCUUUCUGAAGCUGAGAUUGCGAAAAGGAUUGCUCGUCCCGCUCACAAGCGAGCGAAAUUAAGUUCCUCUGCCAUUACGGAGGAUGCAGAUGACUGUUCAGGUCCAUCAUCAGGUGCACAGGGAAGUCAAGAUACCAUUUCUGGCCCCUCACAAUCCUCCGCAAGACCUGGUUUCCCCAUAUUUGGUGAUCCUGAUUACGUAGAGAUGCCUCCACCCACAGAAAGCCUCCUUGAUUUCUUCGUGCCACCUUCACCUCCAUUGAUGAGCGUGUCUACGACUAUGGGAGCGCCUCUGGAUGCUUUCCGUUUUGGUUGUCUGCCUACAUCCACACCAGCUCGUUUCACUUUCCCCACUGCAAUGGGAACCUUCCCGCAUCCAGAACCCCCAACAUCCCCAUCCCCAGCAAAUAACGUGGAUCGACCACGUAGUCGUCAAUCAGAGCAGGUCGGAAUUUUCGGACAUCGCCGCGGUAGUUCUGGAACGACCGGCAGGAGUAGGUCAAGGGGACCGACGGGUGGACAAGAAAGUGGUCUAAAUCCCUCGAUGUGGGCCGGUGGUAUGCAGAGACAGCCGUCGAGCAAUGAGGUAGCUUCGGGCUUGGGACUAACUGUACUGCGCACGGCGGCGACGGAAGAGGGCACUCCAGUACCUCCCGCACGUCGUACCAUGUACGGGACCGAGUUAGAAGGGGAUACUCGGUUUGGUGAUUUUGGUGUUGAGGGUGUAGCGACUGGCUUUUGGGCUGGAGGCAGGCGCUAAUAGUCUCUCGUUGGACCCUUAUUUUGCUUCUACUGUCGUUUCGACUAUCUACCUUUUAUCCUAAUAUACUUGAUUAUCAUUCGUACACACACUGCUGUCUCAGUAGAUCCGAUGUAUUUUUGCAUUUUCCUAUAUUGUUACUUUGCUCCGUUCUCCAUUCUAUCGUGCAGAUGAGAUUACAAGUAUAUAGUGAUGAUGUCGAAACCAGUGCGACAGUAAAUAAAUAAAUCAGUGAAAUAAAUCCCGCAGUGUGGUGUUGAGUUCAGGCUAAUAAUAUAUGGCGGAGACCUGUGCAGUUGCUAGGAGUCGAAUGAUGGAUAUCAUAGUUUAGAUCGCCGGGACGAAGGACAUGAUUUCGUCGUAUAGAAGUUCUGCAGACAGUUGAAGAGACCAGCUAUUGAAAGGACUGGAGUCACGUACCUUUCAGUUCCGUUUUCGUGAGG
Molecule: messenger RNA, 2470 nt
Organism: Suillus bovinus
Lineage: Eukaryota; Fungi; Basidiomycota; Agaricomycetes; Boletales; Suillaceae
Exons: 7
Coding region: 138-2027 (629 amino acids)
Source: RefSeq, a predicted model, not a curated record